This is a messenger RNA of Besnoitia besnoiti, 3784 nucleotides long. RefSeq names its product MIZ/SP-RING zinc finger domain-containing protein. Bases 14 to 3784 code for a protein of 1256 amino acids. NCBI's taxonomy places the organism in Eukaryota, Apicomplexa, Conoidasida, Eucoccidiorida, Sarcocystidae. The transcript is spliced from 8 exons. Gene Ontology annotation, molecular function: zinc ion binding; SUMO ligase activity. The record is from RefSeq and is a predicted model, not a curated record. Gene Ontology annotation, biological process: protein sumoylation.
UUCCUGGCUGAAGAUGGGGAACCAGCCAUCCGCCUGCAGCGGCGAGAGUGGACGGAGCGACCACGAGUGGGACGAAGGUGAGGAAGUGUCGAACUCGUUCUGCACGCCCAGCAGGAGCUUCCCUGUCGGGCUGGUGCGCCGCCGCAGCGGCAGCGCCCCGGGGCAGGCUAGGAAGCGUUCGCCUUCGUUUUGUACCGCUUCUGGCGAUGCAACAGAGAUCGCGGUGUCCAUUUCUGGGUGCCGUGACUGGAAUGCGAGGGAUUUUUCGCCGCUACCGAACUGCAACGCGCAAGAGCAGACUUCCCAUGUCUCCUCCUCGCCAUUUCCGCGCGAGCUUUCGAAUAAACAUCGCGGGCUCGGCACAGGGGCCCCGGCACGCAGGUGCUACGGUGCCUCGACAGAGUGCCGGCAAUGCCGAGAGACGGAAGCGUCUCAAAGGAGACGGGAUGACGACGAGGCGUUUUUCUCCCCCUCUUCUUCUCCACGGAGUAAGCGGCGUUUCCAGUCGCCGCCCGAGAGAGAGUCCUCAACUCGGAGAGAGCUAGAUGCAGCGAGGCGGCGCUCACACGGCACAAACGGCUUCGACGAACGCUGGAACGAGAGGGAGAGAGCGGCAGCUGUCAGUUCAACGUGGCGAGCGGCGGAGGACCUGGCAGACGCCCGCUCUCUCGAAGACUGCCUGCAACGUCAGGAGCGGCCGCGAGUGCACACGGACGGCAGCCGAAAAAAAAAUGACGCGGAAGGCCAUCAUGGGUGCCACAGCCAUGCAGAAUUGGGUCGGGCUCAAACUGCGUACGGAGACGAACCUCCGUUGGGGUAUGGACUGCGGAAGAGAACGCGCCAGAUGCGCGAAGAAGAAGAGAGGAACCAGCAGCUGAAGCGGCGGCUGUGUGAGGUGGAAGAUGACCAAAAUCGAGCCGGCGGGGCUGACGAAGCAUGGAGAGAGCAUUGCGGAUCCUCUCGAAGGAAUGCUGCAGAGUCGCCGCAUGAUGAAGGGGGACUACGUAGAGAGCAGAGCCAGAGCUGGCCUCAUCGAGACUGUGCGCGAGAAAACGAUCAGUCCGAAAGAGGGCCCUCUCAUUCAAGUCACGCGUCACAGGACUUCUCCAGCGGGUCAGGGCGUGACGUGGCAGAAGAGGCCGAGGAGAAGAGACGAGGCUACGAGGGUCGUGGAGGAACCUGGAUACCGUACACGCCGAUCGAUGAUCGCCGUGGGUCGCAUCCCCGCGGAGAUUGUUCGAGGGCGCGAAGUUUCCACAAUUUGUCGCCUGAAAAAGCAACCAGGGAUUUCGCCCGAGGAAAGGAGGCGGCGCAGCUGGGGCCUGACGAUGGAGGCCUGGAAGCUCCGUCCUCGCAGCACGCUCUCCGGCCGUCACCCCGAGUUCGCGAGUGUGGACUUCCCGAAGACGAGACUCAUGCCGUCUCGCCUCAUUCGUUGCGGUUUAGGGCACGCCGGGGCCAUGGUAGCGUCGACUGGGCCUCCACGGAGAUGUGGAUGCGUGGGGACGCCAGUAGGAGUGAACACGGGUCUCCCUGUCGAGAUUCGUGUGCACAGCAGACAAGCAGAUCACUCGUCGGAGGGCACGCGUCGUCGCUCUAUGCUCACGUUCGUCAUAAAGUGCCUUCGCAUCGCGUGCCGUCUUCCGCGGGACGAAGAACGACAUCCGAAAGUGGCGUAAGGCGGGUCGGAGGGUUCUUCUCUUGUUUCGAGGGAAGUCCGUCGGACAACGCACAUGCACGUGGAGAGCGAGACGCCGUGGCUGGCGAAGAGACGCCGCAGGGAAGAGUCGUGGAUCGACGGUCUCUCGAGGCAGACGGCCUACUGGAAGUGAAGAACAUGAAUGAGGUGGCAGACAAGCCGGCCGGAGCUGGCGGGGGAACGCUCGAUGCCUGGACCGAAAGACUGGAGGAGGCGCUGCAGCAGCUUAUGACCCAGCAGCGGAUGGCGCGGCUAGCACAGAACACGUGGAAACUCCACGGCAAGGAAAUUAGUCUUCUCAACGCACGAGCAUUGUGUCUUUGUGAGGAAAUGUUCAGCGGCCACAAAGGGACUCUCGAUGCUUUUUUCUCUGGUCGCGAUGCCGCCUGGCUGGUGACUGCAUCCCAGUUUGCCGAAGAACAAGCCGGCGCCGGCAGGGAGUACGAAAGACUGAAAAACUCUGUGCUCCGGUGCGCACACUGCCGCGUAUCCGUCCACGCCCUCUGCGGCGCGGUCGCCACCAUGUUCCCUCGUCGCCGCCACCGGUUCUACUGCUGCGUCUGCAGACUUCUUCUUUUUGACCCCAGCAGCGAGGUAACGUGGUGCUCGUCGAUUACGUCCCUCGCUUGUCCGCCGCACCAUGCGUCAGGGGAAGACCCUGAUGCGCCGCCGGCAUUAGCCCCGUCUGCAGCGGGUCGGUGCGUGCUCCCGUUUAGUUACUCUCCCGUCUUGCAGAGGGAGCUGGCUGCGAGCCCUGCCGCCGCUCUCGAGCUCCGCUUCUUCCCCAUGGACGACCCCACGUGCGGGCGACACCGACCCUACCUUCCUGACCGGCUCCAAAUCUUCUUCAACCCCCCAAUUCGAGCCCUGGGCUCAGCUGGGACAGAGACCUGGGCCUUGUCGAGGAGACGCGGCUACCGUCCAGAGACAGAAGAAGAACGAACCAAGAGAGAUGCAUUCGUUAGCUAUUCGUUCGCAGAAGCAGCAAGAGGCACUGGUAGGAGUGGACCUGCCGCUCCGGCUCACAGAAUGAGCCCUCGAAGAAACCGAGAAGAGUCGGAAGCGACCCGUUCUUCGGCGGCUGGCUUCGACUGCUCCAUCCCGGAUUUCCAGGCUAUCUACGACCCUGUCGUUCCGCACUUGCAUCCCAAGCCUCCGCUGUAUCUCGCCGAUAUCAAGCGCCACGCAAAGCCAAAGAAUGGCAUGAACUACGUAGUGGCUCGCGGCCAGCAUCGGGAAGGACGUCUUUUUCUCGCUCAGCUCGUUUGUUCCCUUCCUGUGGAGGAGAGCCAGCUGCUCGAGGCUAUCGUCCAGCGCCGGUCUCUCCCCAUCCCGUACUGCACAGAUUUCCUGAAGUGGCUCGUCGCGCAGCAGGCUCGAUGCCCUUCAACGUCAUCUGACAUCGUCGAGGUCUUUAAUGAAAGUCAGAGAGCGGUGCGGGUCUUCGAGGAGAGGAAAGCGGGCACGUCCGACGGGCGUGGUAUUCGGCGAUCUUCAGCAAGCCUGACAGCAACGAGAGGCACUCGCGACAGCCAUGGAAGCACCGACGUCCAGAGCGAAGACUUUGGUGAAGAUGGACUCGCCUGCAAUACAGAAUCAAGCGAGCCACAGCCCAAGCGCAGUUUCUGGUCAGCCAUCAUCGAGAGGCUUCCAGGGUUCAAGCGAAGAAAGAAAGAACCGAGCCCGCAAGUAAACACGACGAGUGCAAGCGCGCCUGCCUCGUCUCCCGUCCUCACGCUCUCUCUUUUCAGCGACGACAUUGCUGGGCGACUAAGGACGCCUGUGCGCUCUGUCCACUGCCGGCAUCCCGAGUGUUUCGAUUUGCAGUUUUACGUCCGAACCAACUAUCUACGUCACUGCGGGAAGUCCAGCUGGAAGUGUCCGUUGUGCGAAGAGUACGCGUUCCCUCACGAGCUCUACGUUGACACCUUGGUUCAGGAGAUCCUCCAUAUGACGAAUUUCGCCCCGCCUAAACGCAAGGCGAAGACCGUAUCUUUCCACUCCCUGGGCUUGGAGAAGUAUGUUAUUUCUCAGUACGUGGAGGACGAAUUUGAGGACCUCAGCGCCGAGCUUUCUGGCUGGUAG